Molecule: messenger RNA, 690 nt
Organism: Panicum virgatum (switchgrass)
Lineage: Eukaryota; Viridiplantae; Streptophyta; Magnoliopsida; Poales; Poaceae
Exons: 1
Coding region: 1-690 (229 amino acids)
Source: RefSeq, a predicted model, not a curated record
AUGAUCAACUGCAAGUCCGCCUCCACGCCGAUCGACACUCAUUUGAAAGUGUCUGCCCACGCCGGCGAGGCGCUGUCCGCAGCAGCCGCCAGCACCUACCGCAGCAUUGUGGGUGCACUCCAAUACCUGACCCUAACCAGGUCGGACAUUGCGUAUGCCGUGCAACAGGUGUGCCUGCACAUGCACUCGCCGCAUGAUGUUCACUGGGCGCUCGUCAAACGGAUCCUUCGGUAUGUCCAUGGCACUCUGGCCAAGGGCUUGCAGCUUCGCCGAUCCAGCUCACACGAGCUCUUCGCGUACUUGGAUGCGGACUGGGCCGGAUGCCUAGACACGCGCCGAUCCACCUCGGGGUUUUGCGUCUUCCUCGGCGCCUCCCUCAUCUCCUGGUCAUCGAAGCGGCAGCCGAUUGUGUCACGCUCCAGCGCGGAAGCGGAGUAUCGCGGCGUGGCCAAUGUGGCUGCUGAAUGCUGUUGGCUUCGACAGCUACUCGCUGAACUGCAGGUGCCCGUGACCAAGGCGAUGUUCAUCUACUGCGACAACGUGUCCGCCAUCUACCUCACCAAGAAUACCGUUCACCAUGGGCGCACCAAGCAUGUGGAGCUCGAUGUCCACUUGUGCGCGAGAAGGUGGCACUUGGUGAUGUGCACGUUCUUCACGUUCCAACGCGACACCAACUGGCGGACAUCAUGA